CAAAGGGGGAAAAAAACACAGCUGUUUUGACUGCUACUCCACAUAUGCGGAUGCUGCCGUAGAGACUUCUGCAGGAUCUGCAUUAACAGGUCUAGAGAUAGAACAUUUCUUCUGUUUCUUCUACGUGAAUCAUCAAAAUGGUCGUAUGGGCAAGAGUGUUGUUCAGUGUACAUGUGCUUGUGCAGCUAGCCUACAUGGUGAAAUCCCAAGGAAUUGUCUAUGAUCUCCUGGUGUCACCAGAUUGUUUGCCUGAUCUCCUACAAGGAGGACUGAAGAAUAAGAACGUGAAUGAUGUUUUUAUUCUGACGAGCUUUCAGAUCCAGAAUAAAGCUCCAGUGCGUGUUUUCCGCAUUUACAACCCUACAGACAACGCCGAUUACUUAGAUUUCACUGUGCAUGGGAAGCUCAACAAAGUCACUUUGAGGUAUCUGAAAAGCAAUGGAAAGAUAGGCACAGCCAGCUUCUUUAAUGUGCCCUUGGCCGACGGCCGGCCGCACAAUGCCUUGCUGCACUUCAGUGGGCUGACCCACGGCACACCUCGCAUGGCUCUGUAUGUGGACUGUUCGCUGGUGGAGAUAGUGGAGGAACUGCCAGCUGCCCUCAAAACACUUCCUUCUGGCCCUAAGAAAGUCGCACUCAAGACCUUGACCUCUACAUCAGGGGAUAGCAUAUCAGACCUCAAGCUCGUUCUGGGCGAAUCAAUAGAGAAUGUUGUGACGCUCCAGGACUGUUCUCAUCAGCAGGGGGAAACCAUGCAAUUACGGGGCAUCUCAUCACAAAUGGAGCCAGGCCCCAUGUUUGAACUUGUACAGAUGAUCCAUGAACUAAAAGAGAAAAUGGAGAAGCAGAUCCAGGAGACCGCAAAUAUAAAGAGAAUAAUUAUGAAGUGUCUUCAGUGUGAUGGGCAAGACAAGAGCCCAGAGGCUCAAACACUUAAGUGUGGUCCAGGAGUGUGCUUCCAGCAAAGCAUGUGUACUGAGACAGAGCAAGGUGUCAAGUGUGACCCGUGUCCUGAAGGCUACGAAGGAGAUGGAUUCAACUGUAAGGAUGUGGAUGAGUGUCAGUUCAACCCGUGUUUCCCUGGUGUGCGAUGCAUUAACACAGUCCCAGGGUUCCGGUGUGAGAGAUGCUCCAGAGGGUACAGUGGGUCGGAGUUGCAGGGUGUGGGCAUCUCCUUCGCCCAGUUUCAUAAGCAGGUCUGUUCUGACUUAGACGAGUGUCAAAGGGACAAUGGAGGCUGCACUCCUAAUUCCUACUGCCACAACACAAUGGGUUCAUUCUACUGUGGAGAGUGUAAGCCUGGUUUCACUGGAGAUCAAACAAGUGGCUGCAAGCCGUUACCUCUUCCUGGACCUUCUGUAAUUCCUGCUCCGCUCACUACUAGGCUGUGUGGGAACGGUCAGCGCAACCCCUGCGACCCCAAUGCUGAGUGUAUCGUGGAGAGAGAUGGAAGCCUCAGCUGUGUGUGCAACAUCGGCUGGGCCGGUAACGGCUACGUGUGUGGGAAGGACACGGACAUCGACGGUUUCCCUGACAGACAACUUCCUUGUCAGGACGUCUACUGCAAAAAGGACAACUGCAUGUAUGUACCUAACUCAGGCCAGGAAGAUGCAGACGGUGAUGGAAAUGGUGAUGCCUGCGAUGAAGAUGCAGACAGCGAUGGUAUCCUCAAUGAGAAGGACAAUUGCUGGUUGGUGCCAAACAUAGACCAGAAGAACAGUGAUGAAGAUACUCAUGGUGACGCAUGUGACAACUGCCUACGUAUAAAUAACCCUGACCAGCGCGACACAGACCGGGAUGGAGUGGGAGAUGACUGUGAUGAUGACAUGGACGAUGAUGGCGUGAAAAAUAUUUUGGAUAACUGCCCCAAAGUUCCCAACCCGGACCAGGUCGACACUGAUAAUGACGGUGUUGGAGAUGCUUGUGACAGCUGCCCUGAUGUGCCCAACCCUAGCCAGUCAGAUGUCGAUGAUGACCUUGUAGGAGACACUUGUGAUACCAACACUGACAGUGAUGGGGAUGGACACCAGAACACCAAAGAUAAUUGUCCUACAGUCAUCAACAGCUCUCAGUUAGACACAGACAAAGACGGGCUCGGUGACGAAUGCGAUGACGAUGAUGAUAACGACGGCAUCCCAGAUAAUAAAGACAACUGCAGACUGGUGCCCAAUCCAGACCAAGCAGAUAAAGACAACGAUAAUGUGGGUGAUGCCUGUACCGGAGACUUUGACCAGGACCGGGUGAUUGACAAGAUUGACACGUGUCCUGAGAAUGCAGAGAUCACGCUGACAGACUUCAGAGCAUAUCAGACCGUCGUGCUGGACCCAGAGGGCGAGGCUCAGAUUGACCCCAACUGGGUCGUCCUUAAUCAGGGCAUGGAGAUCGUUCAGACGAUGAACAGCGAUCCUGGACUUGCAGUGGGUUAUACAGCCUUCAAUGGUGUGGAUUUCGAGGGAACCUUCCAUGUGAACACGGUGACUGACGAUGACUACGCCGGAUUCAUCUUCGGCUACCAGGACUCUUCCAGUUUCUACGUGGUUAUGUGGAAGCAGACAGAGCAGACGUACUGGCAGGCUGUGCCUUUCCGGGCCGUGGCUGAACCUGGCAUCCAGCUCAAGGCGGUGAAAUCCAUGACUGGGCCUGGUGAGUUUCUGAGGAAUUCUUUAUGGCACACGGGGAACACCAAGGAUCAAGUGCGGCUGCUGUGGAAAGAUCCUCGCAACGUGGGCUGGAAGGACAAGGUCUCGUACCGCUGGAUGCUGCAGCAUCGGCCUCAAGUCGGAUACAUCAGGGUUCGUUUUUAUGAAGGCACCAACCUGGUGGCAGACUCCGGCAUGGUCAUCGACACCAGCAUGAGGGGAGGCCGUCUUGGUGUGUUCUGCUUCUCCCAGGAAAACAUCAUCUGGUCCAAUCUGAAAUAUCGCUGCAAUGACACAAUCCCUGAAGACUACCAGGAGUACGUUGCACAGGAUUCUGACAGGAAAGAGGAUACACAGGAUAACAGUACACAGUAAUGUAAAGGAACACAGUGCGCAAAACAUCCUCACAUGGCUAAUCAUUUGAAGGGGGGAAGAAAGGGAUGAUACAAUAGGUUGGCUAGUGUUAUUUAAAUAAAUCAUAUUAUUGUUCCUUUACAUGAAGUAGGGUUAAAAAGGACCGGCAUCAUAUUCUCCAAAAAACUCCAUUUGCUUCGUAAGAAUGUUUGGGUAAAAAGUGAAUCAGAUCCUGAAGAUAGAAUGCAGAAAUUCUUCUUUGGGCUUCAUUCAACGUACUUGAUGUAUUCAGUGUUGUAUGGAAAGCAGUCAGCAAUCCUGACUUGUAUUCUCUCGUACACAACAUUCCUAUUAGUUUCACUGUGAAUACUAAGAAUACUGACUCGUUCCUAAUGCUAACUGAAUAACAUGCUUUAAGAUGGAUAACUGGAUAAUAAGCCAGAGGUUUAAGACUAUAUAAAGAAUAUGAACGUUUGCGGAGAGAUUUGUGUUUACUAGUCUAUGAAAGUGAUUCUGUUAAGCUGCAAAAAGCUUAUAAAUGUUUAUGAAGGUCUGAAAUGGGACAACAUGGUUCAGUUUGGGAUUUAUUUUUUUUUAGGAACGGGCAGCUUCAAAAAUGUCAAGUGUCAUGGAAUCUUUUCCUAGCUUUUUUCCAAAACGCAAUUAAAAGCCAACUUCUCUUUCCAUGGAAAAAUGAACACAACAUUUA
Molecule: messenger RNA, 3702 nt
Organism: Hemibagrus wyckioides
Lineage: Eukaryota; Metazoa; Chordata; Actinopteri; Siluriformes; Bagridae
Gene: thbs4a
Product: thrombospondin 4a
Exons: 21
Coding region: 138-3014 (958 amino acids)
Biological process (GO): cell adhesion
Cellular component (GO): extracellular region
Molecular function (GO): calcium ion binding
Source: RefSeq, a predicted model, not a curated record